This is a messenger RNA of Dissoconium aciculare CBS 342.82, 5790 nucleotides long. RefSeq lists its product as uncharacterized. Gene Ontology annotation, biological process: Ras protein signal transduction; positive regulation of GTPase activity. The transcript has a single exon. The coding region runs from base 467 to 5425 and encodes 1652 amino acids. The record is from RefSeq and is a predicted model, not a curated record. Gene Ontology annotation, cellular component: plasma membrane. Gene Ontology annotation, molecular function: guanyl-nucleotide exchange factor activity. Lineage: Eukaryota; Fungi; Ascomycota; Dothideomycetes; Mycosphaerellales; Dissoconiaceae.
GUGGGCACGCAUGCGCAAAGCCUACUCUGCUGGGUGUGAGCUCGAGCGCGAUUGUGCCUCUCCUCGUUCGAUAUGCGUGUGCGUGUGGGUGUUUGUGUGUGCGUGUGUGUGUGCGUAGCGAGCGUGUGCGUGUCCGCGAGCGUUGUAAGCGUGCGAUCUGGCUCUGUUGUGCGCGCAGUCGGUGCAUGCCUGUUCGUCUGUGUGCGAGUGUGCCUGCGUGAGUCCGCCGCCGCGGCGGGAGAGAAAGAGAGAGAGAGUCACUGACACCACUAUAUCGAGACGCGCUCUCGUUCUGGCUGCUGAUAUCACUCUUCUGAUCAUGUGCUCUGUGUCUGUUGGAAAUGGCUUCUCCUCUCACAAUCUCCAUGAGCCCCAUCUACUACUGACAUCCCAGCAGCAACAGCCUCGGUGCCGGCAAUAACGUCAGCAUCGAUAUCGACUGGAGAGAUCAGCGGGCCAAUGGCCCAUGAUGGACCGACAAGCGCAAGCUCGUCAACGCCGGAAAGCGGCUGCGCAACCUGCCAAACCACCCUUUCGCAUUCCUCGUGACCGCCGUCAGGAACGAAAAGUGAGCGAUACGCAGACCCUCGAUGAUGAAUCAAUAUCACCGCCGUCUCGCCAUGGCGUCAACCGAGUUGGGAGUGGUAGCACCGAUGCUGCCAGGGCUCCAAGCCGCGCGGGCGGUAGAAGCAGUGGGAGGACAACGGAAGAGGAGCUGAAUAUAGCGACGAGGAUGACGGUGACCAGUGUCGGCAAGGGAGGCAAGCUCUACCUCAAACCGAGUCGUCUGGCUCUCCCACACAUUUCUCAACUUGUAGAGACUCCACCAGCGACGUCCGAAACCGACGGUAUGAGGCUGGGCUUGGGCGGAGGCGAUCGCUAUGCUGGAGGAAUACAACAUGGAAGGAGUGCGACGGCCCAUGGCCUGGAUUCAAUGGAGUCCGCAAUGCAAGGUCUGACCAGGACCCGUUCGCAUUCAUUCUCCGACGUGCACGACCGAUCGCGCCAACCGACAUUUGACGCGGGCGACUUUCAAACAAUGUUUAAUGCGCGGCAAAUGUAUCGCCGCUCCAAGAGCAGCGCUGACAUCCAGUCCGGCCUGUUGGAUUUGCAGAUACCUCAUUACCGGCUUGGCAGUCCACGCUUCAGCGACAGAGGCGGAGCAUAUAUACGGAACUCCUUACAUACCAUAGCAUCCGAAGAUCCCCGACUGUCAAAUUUGCCGGUCGAGAACGAGCCAGAGCUGCCAGAGACGAGUCCAGAGAACCAAAGCUUUGUUCAGCAUUCUUCACCAAGGUCGGAUCUGCAACAUCCGAUGAUCACGCACAUGCGAUCAAUCUCCGCUCUCCCAAUCGACAUCGAGCAGCUGCCCAUAGCGGAGGAGAUCACACCAUCGAUAUUCGAUCGAUUGGAGUAUAACCCGAAUGAUCCAGCAGUCGUCCAUCAUCACCCGUUGACUGGGCGCAUCCUGGCAGCAACACCGGCGCGCCUCAUUUCACAGAUCACCUCUCCGCAAUUCCUGAAUUACGAACUCCUCAGUGAUUUCUUCCUAACGUUCCGUUGUUUCAUGUCACCUCACGAUGUUCUGGAAUAUCUUCUGGCGAGGAUGCAGUGGGCAUUUGCAAAUGGAUCCGACGCUGGUCGUAUCGUUCGUGUCAGGACUUUUGUGGCGUUGCGGCAUUGGAUCCUGAAUUACUUCCCCGAUGACUUCCUACUCGAUAUGCCGUUCCGAGAGCGUUUCUGUAAGCAGAUCAACGCGUUGACCCGAGCUUUGCGGCGACGACCCGACCGCGGAGGCAGCGACAUGAAUAUUAUCGGGGAGCUGAAAAAGUGUUGGCAACGGACGUGUGAGCUGUACUGGCCGCAGCCAAACAGCACGGAUAUCACUCCAGAUGCGAAUAUCAAGCCUGGUGGGGAGCAGAGGUCAAAUCAUCUGGGACCUUCUGUGCUCAGUCUUCCGCUGACCAUCCGGCCGGCGACACGUGGGGGAUCCUCUGUGUUCGAAGUUGCUCAAAUGCAUGUCCCCGAUCAGACUAAGAAAACGAUAGAUCAAAGUCCUCGAGGGAAGAGGUCAAACGCGCGCGACUUUCGGGAUCCUCCUUCGCCGACCCUUACGCGAAUGAGCAUUCCAACAUCUCCGAUGAGCGAACAGAGCCUCGAAGUGUUGUCGUGCUCGGUCCCCUUCCUGCAACAUCUGCGCAACGUUCGCCUCCCAACCUCACAUCGAGACAACAAACCCACGAAUCGUCAUGAUCGGAGCGGCAGUUUUUCAGACGCCCUGCGCGACAAGCGCUCGCCGUUGUCCACGCACAUCGACAGCGUGAUCAUGCCUUCAUUUACAGUCAGUGGUGGACUCGUCCGCGGCAUUCUGUUAGAGCCAUGUCCCUCCACAAUCAACCUGGCAGCGCCUGCAAGUCCGACAAUAGAAGCAGCGGAGGCUCGUGCGCCGAGCCCUCCAACGAUGCCGUCGUUGGACCGACCGCCGCAGCCGCCUCAGAAUAGCUCAAUGAAGAGAAUUGUGGGCGACAUGAGGCGGGCCUUGAGCACGCGUCGAGCCAACCACGGGGAAGUGUCGAUACGCACUCAUCGAUCCACGCAAUCAUUUUCGGAUUUGCUGACUUCAGCGACAUCCGGCGGUCUCAUGGAUCGAAGACCGCCGACUCGUCUACAAAAUAUUUCGCCCCUGGUGCCCCCGCCGAUACCUCCACCAGCGCCCUUACCGCCGCCUGGCCCCCCGAGACUCGACAUGUUGGCCGCCAGAGUCGAAGCGGCUUAUCACACAGCGUUUGAGCACAUUGAUGAGUCGGACGCAGACUCACUCGAAGGAGAGUUCGCGCGCCUAGGUCAUGGUCGGCCGGAGAACAUGGAGCAGGCCCCAGGAGGCUCUCCGAAUGGGCAGCACACUCGAAAGCCAAGUCGGAUGACCACCAGCAGUCGCUCUAUACUGAUAUUCGACGCGACUGGCAGCCCUGAAUCACAUCCAAUCCCUGCCGGAUAUCCUACACUCAGCCCACUGUCAAGUGUCAUCGCCUCAGCUUCGAUGCCCGAAGAUGCCGUACAAUCCAUGUUUUUGGACGACCCCAAGAUGUCACUGAGGUAUCCUUCGACGCUGACCAGCAAUCACGGUGGAAAUUGGCCAUCUAGUUAUGCUCAACUGAAUGAUUUUCUUGGGGUUCCAGGGACUCUCAGCGCAGGCAGCGGUAGUUUUGGCCAGCGUUUGAGUUCCAAAGCCAACUCUGGUGAUGUCACCGCCCGAAAAUCGUCCUUUAUCCACCCGGGGGCUUUGGACUUUUCGGAUAUCAACCAACAGCUGCGACGACGACCAGGCGGCAAUCUCAAAUCGAACGAGGAUCCGCUCAAACUGGGCCCCUAUCGACCGCACUCUGUGAACUCAUUCUCAACCAACUCUCGAUCGGCGGCCACAUCUGCUCUAUUCACUCGGGAGCAGUCUCGAGCUCACCUUUCAGGCCAAGCUCUCGGAAAUGCGGGUACAUCUUCAAAACCACCUGCGGAUAGCUCUGUAGCUCUCUUAGAUCUGGAUGCCGCUGACAAGCAUGUGCGACCUUCAUUCGAAGUCGACGCUCUACGACUUCGAGAUAUUCCCGAUGAGAACUCUGAUGGUGGUAUUGCAGAUGCACUGUUGAAAUUGGAAGGCAAAAUCCCUAGCCCUUCUCGUAGCACUUUCUCUGCUAAGGUAGACGAAGGUUCACAGGGCUCAGUUACCUCGCCGACACAAGCACAGCGCUCGAAGCUAGCAAAUGUUGAAUCACUAAGUAGCAGCAAUGACGAGGAGGACGAAGCUGUGUCUCCCACACAAGGCCGACAGAAUAAGAAUGGUCAAUUCCUGCAGGUGCGCGCUGAUGCCUCUCGCUCGCCCAAGGCUGUGAGCGCCGGUGGCUCAAGCACGGAUUGGUCAGUAUCAAGGAUGAUUCCACCUCCCCUUGACCUAGGCUUGACCAAAUCCCCCGAGUCAGCCCGAAGAAUGGCAUCGGGAGGCAGCGAUGCUAUCAGUGACGGUCCCUCUGCUGAGGGAUCGACAUCACCUUCCAUGAUUGCUGUGCAUGGAAGUCGUAUGUAUACAAACCCGGGACCCGCCAGCUACGUCCCCACUGGAGCCAAUCGCGAUCCUCGUGCUGCGACUGCGAAUAGACGAAUGCUACAAGAUCAAGACGAAGAUGAUGACAAUGACGACGAUGACGAUGAAGACGACGAAAGUGACUCGCAGAGCGACAUCUCCACCGAGAUCGCCGACCAACCUGAGCCCGAGGGCGCAAUGCAUAGCUUUUAUUUCGAUGAUACCACCGAAGACCGUGUUCGCCGUUACCAAGAGCAGAUCCGCGCCCAAGCCAAGAAGAACGCACCACCGACGCCUCCGUCGACGACGAUUCCGUCUGCAAAGACUUCGGCGGAUAAAGUGCAUGAGCGGAAGGUAUUGCAGAAGCGUGCACCUGCAAAACGAAUGUCCGAUCUACGGCAGCUAGAGAUCUCUCGUCCUCCGGACCAGUCGCGGAGCAAUCAGCUUAAAGAAGCUGCCAGCGCGCCAAAGCUUCGCUCUCCUCCCCCAAACAGACCCUUGCCACAACCACCACCGGCCCCGGCUUUACGACGGACCCAGACACUGCCGUUAUAUCCACAGCAGACGACACACCUGCCCUUCGUCCUGGCGUUUGAAUCUCUAGUGAUCGCCGAACAGUUGACCAUCAUCGAGAAGGACGCAUUGGACGAGGUGGACUGGAAAGAUCUCAUCAGCCUGAAUUGGCAGCAGAACCCAGCAUCCGUCCGCAACUGGGUCUCCUACCUCAAAGACAGCGCCACAAACGGCAUCGACGUCGUCAUCGCCCGGUUCAACCUCGUCGUGAAGUGGGUGGUUUCCGAAAUCCUCCUCACCAGCGCGCCCAGCGAGCGCGCCCGCGCCAUCACCAAAUUCAUCCACAUCGCCAGCCACUGCCAUCGCCUCCGCAAUUACGCUUCGCUCUACCAGAUCAUCCUCGCCCUGCUCUCCUCGGACCUGAUCAGGCUGCACCAAACCUGGGCACUGGUCCCGAUCCGGGAGAAGCAGACCCUGUCCCAGCUCGAAGCCCUCUGCCAACCCGUGCGCAACUUCAACAACCUCCGCGUGGAGAUGGAGAACGCCACCAUGGACACCGGCUGCAUCCCGUUCAUCGGCCUGUACACGCACGACCUGAUGUUCAACGCGCAGAAGCCCGCCCGCCUGGACCCCGUCACUUCCGGCCGGGAGCACCUGGUCAACUUCGAACGCUACCAGACCGCGGCCAGCAUCGUCAAGAGCCUGCUGCGGAUGAUCGAGGCCAGCUCCAAGUACAAUUUCCGCCCGCACCCCGAGGCGCUCAGCCGUUGCCUGUGGAUCGCGGCGCUCGAAGACGGAGAGAUCAUUGCGCGCAGCAAGGCGCUGGAGACGACCUAGAUUCGGCGAGAGCUGCGCGCCGAUUUGUUUUUUCCGCUAUACCCUAUUCUUAUAAAACCUUACACAGUUCUUGAGACUUUACAAAUGAAACGAUAUACCCAAUGCUUGCUUCCUUUUUCACAUACCAUCGAUGUUGGCAUUUUCGGAGUCUCUUGUCAAAGCAUUUCAUGUAGUCGAGCCUCUAUUAGAUGAAACAAUAGAAUCUGAAAGCCCGGCACAGUCGGUAGGCCGUGCAGCGCACAGACGGGAAGUCUUUCGACAAAUCCACCAUAGUCGUGAAAGAAACAAUGCCUCCACCGAUGGUAAAAGGCCGCCAUCGUCAGGUCUAGAUACUACCCUUGCCGUCGUCCCUCCCAGUCGUCCCC